Messenger RNA from Xylona heveae TC161, 736 nucleotides. RefSeq lists its product as hypothetical. The transcript has a single exon. The record is from RefSeq and is a predicted model, not a curated record. Lineage: Eukaryota; Fungi; Ascomycota; Xylonomycetes; Xylonales; Xylonaceae. Bases 319 to 699 code for a protein of 126 amino acids.
CCGACGAACGGUUAUGGAUCAGCACAGGCAAGUUGUGCCCGCGAGUUGCGAGAACAUCAUCCGCAAAUCCCCGAGGUGUCGCAUACAGGCUGUUACGUCGCGACGGCGACGAAGGGUGAGUCUGUUGGUCGCUCAUGGCUUCUGUACGGAAUAAAUUAAGGAUUCGUGCAAAGUCCGGCGGGAGUUGCGACGCAGUAUUCGAAAAUUCUUUCCGUUUUUGAUUCGGCGUAUAGCAUUAUCCAAUUGUUGUUAUCAAAGAGGAGGUGGGCGACAAAUCUUUCAAUUGCCCAAUUGAAAAGAAAAGGGCAAAUAGUUAUAAUGAGUUCUUUUCGUGGGGUAAAAAACAGCAGGGUUUCCCGCAUUUGUCGCUUUCCAUCCGGCAGGGCCGGCCGCUUUCGCGAAGCUUUCUGCCGACUUUCGGCUCGCACCGCCUUGAGACUCAACCUAGACCUGAAAUGGAUGCUAAGCUUGGAUCCCACCAAGCACAACAACAUUGCUCAAUCGUCACAUUUACCACCUUCUAGAGACUCUAAAAACGUUACUAACCGGUUCCUCGUAAUCAUGCUAGUACUUAUCUUAUCGUACAUUCGUUUAUCCCAAUUCAUAACAAAAAAGAGAAAGAAAACGCCAUGCCAUCCUCUCAAAAUCGAUAGUGUAAAAAAGACGACCAGAUGGGUCAUCGAUGGGGUGCAAGACUGAAUGUAAUUGAGUGCCGUGAUACUGGUGGUAAUGCACC